ACAUAAAACACUUCUUUUUGCAACCAGCGGAGUCGCCCUCUGCUGCAGGGGCGUAGCCAUCAUUUCUGAAGUGAGGGGGACAGACGGAUCAGAUGGAAGACACUUUUUAUUUAAUGAUUUAUUGAAAGAUCCUCUCUUAUUCGACCAAACCAAACAACCAAAAACACCUGAUGACUUGGAGAAAAGGUCAUCUUCUACAGCGGGCAGCCAGAGUACCACGCCAGGUGAAGAACUCCAGUUCUUUAAAAUGAUCAAGAUCUUAAAUGAAAAUCAGAAGAUCAAGCUGCUGAGCUCAGGUUGAGUUCACUCGGCGCACAUGGGAAGCAGUCAGACUUUUUUAGUGACAUGAAGAAUUACGAGAAAGUUCAGUACAACAUGGUUCCUAUUAGCAGUUAGGUCAAGUCAAGAGCACAAGAAAUGAAUUCCACGAAAACAUUGACAGUGACAAUAAAUUAAAUAUGAAAAUAUUCAGUAAAACAUCAUUAAGAUGUGGGCAAUAUGAAAUUCAGGUACAACAGCAUGGUGCGUUCCAGACAACUCGGAAAAACAAACUCUGACACAUUAAAAAGAAAUUGAACGGUUGUCCAACCCGGGAGUACAGGUCAAAAAGGUGUGGCCACAGGGGGGGACAAAUACAGAAACUGUGGGGUCAUGUCCCCUGCCUACCCCUGCAUCCACUAUGCCCCUGCUCCUCUGGUCAUUCGAGGGAGUACAGGUUUCAGGAAUGUCCGCACUGGCCUCACUUUACGGACCCGGUGACUACGUCCAUUUCUUUAUACAGUCUAGGGUUGGUUUGUGGAGAGAAACUGUCCUUGUGAAUGGUUGUUCACAGGUUGUAAAGUGCUUUAUGGCGCCCUCUAGAGGGCACAAGUUGAAGGAAGUUACACCCACCGACUGUAUAGUGACUGAGCUUCACCCAGAGGGAGAGUGGUCUUAUCCAGCCUGACUCAGGACUUGCCCAAGUGCUGGACCACCGAGUCACAUUAAAUCAAACAGCUCUUUGACACAGUUUAUCCAAAAUAUAUAUAUAUUUUUUAAAUAAGUCUCCCAAAGGGGAUUUAUUUUUUAGGACUAUGUUAUUGCAGUGUCUGUGUCAAGUACAUUAGGAAUCUUAACAGACAUUAAACGUGAAGGUGACAGUGUUUGUGUAACCGCGAUACGGAGGAUUACUGUUCCCACGGAGCCGCGUGUUACAGCAUUGCUCACGUCAGAUCUGUCACGAGAAGUGUUACGACGACCUUCGAAAAAGAAGCAGGUGCAGUUCGGCAUGUGUUCUGAGAUAUUCUCCACGUGCGUCUUACUGUUUCUGAUAGUCAGUAUAAAAAGGAUUAGUAACAGUAGAGGUGUUUUUAUAUUUCAAAAGAUUAUGUAGGACUGCCAACAGUGAUACCACCGCUUGCUGCUGCUGCUUGCGUGGACUACUGGUUAUAAAUAGACCAUAGAAUAUAGAUAUGCAGUCGGCCAUGAGCAAUGACCCUGUGUGUGGAAAGGUAUCUCUGAUCGUCUCCCAAUCAGCAUUUCCCACACCCUCCCUCCCGCCCGCAAAAACCUCCUUGAAGUAAUUUUAGAAGUAAUUUUUGCUCUUUCGCGACACAAACCUUGAAUCACACACACACAGGCACUGAUAUAAACAUGUUGGUCUUUUUCUGUUCUGGAGGUCAGGAAGAGAAAAGAAUACCAGCCUCACAGGUGGUCUGGGGAGGGAGGGAGGGAGGUGUUGCCAUGCAGAGGUAUCUCAUCCCAUGGAUCAGGCUUUUAACGGGGCCCACCACUGUGUAUCCAGGCAAGGAGCAGCGCAAACGGUACAUGUGUCUUACAGGUCUAGUGAGAGCACAUCGGCAUCUGACACCGAGCUGGGCUGUAGGCCUACGUGGCCUCCCAAGGUUACCGAGCCGCUGCAGAGCAAAUCAGGCGACUUAUAUUUAGCCUUGUAAAUGGCGCUCUACGGAUUAUGUCUUGUAGCUCUCCAGUUUCGUCUUCAGUGCGUUUUGUCGCAUGAAGGGGGUUGGGUGUGAGGGCGGUGGUAUUGUGGAUCCUGAAGUGGCUGCUAUUCAGGUGUGGAGCAGGGUCACUCUCUUUCCUUCCCACUGGCGUCCACGCUCUAACAUACAUACAUCUGGAGAACACAUUGUUCAGGGUCUCACGUAUUUCACUCUUGCCCCCCGGGGGUGGAGGGGCUAUUCCAAGAAUCCAAAGGACACCGAAGAAGGCGCACUUCAGUCGGACCGGCAGGUCAGCCGGGAGCUGCUGCACUUUCCAGUCGAGGACGACCAGCCUCGCGGGAAGUUAUCGGAGAUUCUUUUCAAAAAGGGCUACUGAGGUCGUGGAUCGCACGUUACCAUGGAUGUACUUGCCUUGGAGGCAAAGAAUGUGACUACGGCAGAGGCCGAGAAGAAAUCUGCACCCAGGCCAAAACCGAAACCUCCCAAAAAGGCCAAAAGGACUGUUUUCUUUGAGGUGGAGAUCGUGGACUUAAAGACCAAGGAGAAACUCUUACUGCUGGACAAGGUGGAGCCAACUGCCACCGUUUUGGAUAUUAAAGCUUUGUUCCACAAAUCGUAUCCAAAGUGGUAUCCGGCCAGACAAUCGCUGCGUCUCGAUCCAAAGGCCAAGUGUCUCAGGGAUGAGGACAUUCUCCAGACACUUCCUGUGGGAACCACAGCCAGCUUUUACUUCAGCGACCUGGGACCCCAGGUCACGUGGGGAACCGUGUUCCUGACAGAGUGUGCAGGUCCACUGAUCAUCUACUUAAUGUUCUACUUCCGCCUCCCCUUCAUCUACUCGCCUAAAUAUGACUUCACCAGCAGCAAGCAGUGGGUCGUACACUUGGCCUGCAUGUGCCACUCCGUCCACUACGUCAAGAGGAUUUUGGAGACGCUGUUUGUCCAUCGCAUCUCUCAUGGGACCAUGCCUCUUAGAAACAUAUUUAAGAACUGUGGCUAUUACUGGUGCACUGCAGCUUGGAUGGCGUACUACAUAAACCACCCUCUCUACACCCCUCCCUAUUAUGGGCAGCCUCAGGUGAAUACAGGACUGUACAUUUUCUUGGUCUGUCAAGUGGGGAACUUUUCCAUCCACGUUGCUCUACGUAACCUCAAGAGUCAAUGUGCAAAGGCUAAGAAGAUUCCUUUUCCAACGAAAAAUCCAUUCACGUGGAUUUUCUGGCUGGUCUCCUGUCCAAACUAUACUUAUGAGCUGGGCUCCUGGAUCGGCUUCACGGUGAUGACCCAGUGCGUGCCCGUGGCUUUCUUCACGCUCGUGGCCUUCAUCCAGAUGACCGUGUGGGCCAAGGGCAAACACCGCAGCUACUUGAAGGAGUUCAGAGAUUAUCCAACCCUGCGCUCCUCCAUACUCCCAUUCAUCCUGUAGAGCUGGCGAAGAAAAAGAAAAGGCUUCUACACUCACACAUCCAACUCCUCCCUGAUUGGGUCCCCCUCUCGAGGGCCCCUCCAUCCAUUUGGAUGUCAGGCAGUUGCAGUAAUAGACUUGUGAAACUCGCAAAGGAAGCCUUCAGAGUUAAAUACAGAAAAGUCUUAAUUCAAUGUUUUAAUGUGAAGAUGAAAAAAAUAUCCUUUUUAUUUUACUACUUUGAUGAGUUGAUGUAGAGUUUUGUUUGCAUUAUUUCCGUAGCUGUUGGCGGCCUAAUCAGUGAAGUUUCACACAGCGCUGGGAAACAAAAAGGGGCUCAUCUGCAUUGUGAAACUCGAAUGCAGCCUGGAGCUGACAACUGCUUGGCCUCACGCAGCUCACGAUUGAUAGGACGGAUCCAAGUGACCUCUACAUUAUGGCAGUGCUGUUAGAUCUGGAUUUGGAAUUGUUUUCCCGAUUCCCCCGUUUCCCACCGUGGCUUCUUCUUUUUGUCUGUAUUUGAACGGAGUGUAUUUCUGGGAUAGGAAAAAUAACGAGAGGAAAAACACUGGUGAUAGCGUGCACAGACAUGUCCUGCAGAAAUACACCUCUUACUCACCCAGGAUGAUUAUAUUGCAAAAGGUGUUCGGCUGCAAAAGCGCAAAGGCCACGUUUCAGCCAUCAAUUCUUGUAUCUUUGUGUCAUGUACAUUUUUUAGAGUCUGCUUUUCCCCAAUCUGUUAUUCUUGUUCUAAUGUGACAAUUUGUGCAGCUGUAAAACAUAUUUUUUGUUCCUUCAAAUGUUUGGAGAAAAUACCUUCAAAACAUGAAAGACAAGUUCCCCCACUGAGAUUUCAUUUUCACCUAAUGAGCCUCCAUAAUAAAUAAUGAGAUAAUC
Messenger RNA from Scophthalmus maximus (turbot), 4245 nucleotides. RefSeq names its product very-long-chain enoyl-CoA reductase-like. Gene Ontology annotation, biological process: very long-chain fatty acid biosynthetic process. The coding region runs from base 2341 to 3369 and encodes 342 amino acids. The transcript has 11 exons. NCBI's taxonomy places the organism in Eukaryota, Metazoa, Chordata, Actinopteri, Pleuronectiformes, Scophthalmidae. The record is from RefSeq and is a predicted model, not a curated record. Gene Ontology annotation, molecular function: oxidoreductase activity, acting on the CH-CH group of donors.